Molecule: messenger RNA, 2259 nt
Organism: Vanessa atalanta (red admiral)
Lineage: Eukaryota; Metazoa; Arthropoda; Insecta; Lepidoptera; Nymphalidae
Gene: Lipt1
Product: lipoyltransferase 1, mitochondrial
Exons: 4
Coding region: 142-1401 (419 amino acids)
Biological process (GO): protein lipoylation
Cellular component (GO): cytoplasm; mitochondrion
Molecular function (GO): lipoyltransferase activity
Source: RefSeq, a predicted model, not a curated record
UCAAUGCAUUAGUGGACUUGUAUUUAUAGUGUUUUGUGACUUUAAGACUUUUAAUUUAAGAAAUUUAGAUAUAAGGCAUUGCCUGUCAUAGGUUCAUAGAAAAAAGUAUCCGUUUAUCAUAAAAUAAUUAUAAAAGCAAACAUGGCACAAUCAAUGAUGAGAAAGAUUGCUUUGAGCAACAUGUUUGUCAUGGUGGGUUUGACAAGAAGAGCUAGCUCUCGAAGUCUAGCUACAGGUAAAAAUUUGAUGGCGAAGAAGACCAGUAAUGAUUUACCACCAGAAGAGGAAAUCACAAAGUCAGUAUUUAUGUCACAGUCAACAGACAUAUACACAAACUUGGCUCUAGAAGAUUGGAUGUACCGUAACAUGGACUUUAGUAAGCAUCAUGUUAUGAUGGUUUGGCGAAAUGAGCCAUGUGUUGUCAUCGGAAGACACCAGAACCCUUGGCUUGAAGCUAAUGUGCCCUUCUUAUCUGAGAAGGAAAUAGCAUUGGCUCGACGCAACAGUGGAGGUGGUACUGUAUAUCAUGACCGUGGCAACUUAAAUAUUACUUUCUUUACACCUAGAGAAAGAUAUGACAGAAAGUAUAACUUGGAGCUCAUUAAAAGAGCAUUAUUCAGGGGUUUUGGAAUUAAAUCUAUCAUCAAUGAUCGUCAUGACAUUAUAGUCAGAGAUAAAUACAAAAUUUCUGGAACGGCUGCAAAAUUAGGACGUUUAACAGCAUAUCAUCAUUGCACACUUCUAGUCAAUGCCAAUAAGGCAGAUCUCAGCAAAGCACUAGCUAAAAGAGAGCAUGGCAUACAGACGAACGCGACUCCGUCCACGCCAUCUCCCGUGGUGAAUUUAUCGGACUUGGACAAUCGGGUUACUGUUGAGAGUCUUCAAACUGCAGUCGGCUAUGAAUAUCUCCGAACACCUGCUCUGCAGUUGGAAGAUGGUGGUGAACGACACAUCUCAAAACAGAGAGGAUUUCAAUUCAUAAAUCCCACUGAAGACUGGUUUCCAGGUCUAUCAGAAUUGAAGAACGAUCUUCAAACGUGGGAUUGGUCGUUUGGCCGCACUCCUAUGUUCACGGUGAGCCGAUCCUUUCCCGUGCCGUCGGAGCUACUUGCGCCAUCCAAGGUCUACUCAGCCGCUCAAGAGUUGGUUAUCAGCAUGACAGUGGAAAAAGGUCUUAUAAAUGAUGUCACUCUUAACAUACCUCCUGGCCUGGUCGAAUCAGGAUUCCACGGGGAGGCAUCCGUGAUCACCCAUAUGAAAGGGAAAAGGUUUACGUCUGAAGCACUUAACGCCCUCCAGGACGCGAUGCUCACGCGUCACACAAGUGGAGAUGUCAAAAAGUUGGAUGAAAAGGAACAAUUUGUCGCAAAAUGUUUCGACCAAGUCGUUAAUACCGUUUAGUUUAAAUUAAAUUUAAUGCAGUGGUGCUGAGUUUAGUGUAAGUAUUACUGUGGCAUUGUCAUUAUACAUAAUAUACUGUUUGUCCACUGAUUGUAAAUUUUAUCUUGUUAUAUGGAUAUUAAGAUACAUAUGGUUUAAAGGUUAAAUCGUAAACUGUGCUAUUGGUACUUGUGAUUGUGUAAAAUUAAUUUUUAAUACAAUUUAAUAUUGUUAAUUUUGUUUUGUUAUAUAUUUUUCAAAGCUUAUUGCAUUCGAAUAUUAUUCUAACAAUAUCAUAUUUGCUUUGUUAUUAUUUUAGUUUAGUGUUUUAUCAUAUAAUGUGGGAGACUCGUUAUGUGUGUUGCAUGCGUUAAUGCCUCGUUUUGUUUUGAUUUUAUCAUUAGAAUGAUACAUUUACUUGGAGGACUUAUAUAUGCAACAUCUCGUCACGUGUCUCUGAGGUCCUGCGAGUCGCAAGUUCGUGUCGAACGCUACAAGAAUGCAUCAUAUCAUUUGUUUUAAUUAAAUUUUAAUUUCGUUACCGAAUUAAUGUAUCCGCGUUUUUUUUUACUUAUAACAUAUUACGUAGCAUGUAUUUUGUAACGUUUUUAUGUCUAGAUUUCUAUUUAACCUAGACCAUUUCAUCAUUCACCCACAUUGUUUCACAAGAUCUGCCCGAAACGGGUACUUUUUUAUAUGGAAUGGACAUAAGGCACAUCUAGUUUAUGUAGGUUUUUGUUAAUCUUUAUAGAUAAGGUAAUGUAAACUUUUCUAUCCAAUAUUACUUUUGAUAUUAGACAAUUAUUUAGUACUAAGUAACAAAAUUUUAUCUCAUUGUAUUUUAUGAUAUAUUGAAAUAAAUCUAAUGGUAUUAUUGUA